UGGGACUUUGGCAUGUUGUGCUCUUCAAAGAAACUAAGGGAGUUUAAGGACCCUGCACCCACCUUGCCACCAGGCUCAGUUGUUCAUCCUGGAAAGGAUGCCCAUGGCUUCUAUGCCGGGCAACUAGGACGGGUCCAUGAGGUGCACGCAUCCAGAGGAGCUCCAGGACCUUUCAGUAAGUCGCAACCAGCUCCAGUAAACUAUGAAGCUGAAACUCCAUUCCAACCUGACUUUGACAAUUCAGCUCUCAGGAAGUACGCCCAUUUUCAAAAAACAACGAAAAAGACCACCAGUGACCAGUACAAUCAGACUUCAUACAAAGCAGCGUUUGACUUGGCACAUCUCAACACAAGUCAUGAGAGUAAAUAUAUGCCAACAGAUCCUGGACCACUUAUCUGGACAAGUACUGGUAGGAGGAUGUUUUCAACUUUCCAGGCCUGCAGUUGA
This is a messenger RNA of Egretta garzetta (little egret), 447 nucleotides long. It is a transcript of the gene SPMIP3, whose product is annotated as chromosome unknown C1orf100 homolog. The record is from RefSeq and is a predicted model, not a curated record. The transcript is spliced from 4 exons. NCBI's taxonomy places the organism in Eukaryota, Metazoa, Chordata, Aves, Pelecaniformes, Ardeidae. The annotation marks the transcript as partial.